AUGUACCUGCCCCUCGGUGUAGCGGCUCGGAUCAUAUACAACCCCACCUCCGACUACGCCGAGAACGUCGUCUCUUUGGCGGCUGAUGGCCUAUCCAUCAGUCCGAUGUUGAGGGGGUUGGCAUAUGAAGGAAGCCUAGGUUUAUGGCUGAAGCAGUACUGGGGCGCCUUGAGGGCUUGGCUGUCCCAGCCACAGAUCAUCGUGUUAGUAAUGACAUGGGCGAUUGUGUUCACUGUCGUGAGCAUUGCCAUACUUGGCCUCGGAUUUGGCCCAGCCGGAGUGGGCGCCGGUGAGUCGCUUCGUCGACCCUGGCUGUUGACGUUCUCGGCCAUCUCCAAGAUAGCUAACUGCGAGGCGCAAGGAACUCUCGCUGCCGUUUUCCAGUCUUCUAUGUACGGAGCUUUCACCCCUGCGGGAGGCCUAUUCGCGACGCUGACCAGCAUGGCCAUGUUGGGAACAUUGAUGCCAUGGGCUGCUGUCGUUUCUGGGGUUCUCGCAACAUUGGCUGCAGGUAUAGUGUGGGGAUAUGGCGUAGGAAGUGGAUAA
Messenger RNA from Colletotrichum tamarilloi, 546 nucleotides. RefSeq lists its product as uncharacterized. Lineage: Eukaryota; Fungi; Ascomycota; Sordariomycetes; Glomerellales; Glomerellaceae. Bases 1 to 546 code for a protein of 181 amino acids. The transcript has 2 exons. The record is from RefSeq and is a predicted model, not a curated record.